AUGAACUUGGAGACGGGCAGCCGGGGCUCAGAGUUCGGCAUGAGCGCGGUGAGCUGCGGCAACGGGAAACUCAGACAGUGGUUGAUCGACCAGAUCGACAGCGGCAAGUACCCCGGGCUGGUGUGGGAGAACGAGGAGAAGAGCGUCUUCCGCAUCCCGUGGAAACACGCGGGCAAACAGGACUACAACCGGGAGGAGGACGCAGCCCUCUUCAAGGCUUGGGCACUAUUUAAAGGCAAGUUCCGAGAAGGGAUUGACAAGCCAGAUCCUCCUACUUGGAAGACAAGAUUACGAUGCGCUCUGAACAAGAGCAAUGACUUUGAGGAACUGGUAGAGAGGAGUCAGCUGGAUAUCUCCGACCCAUACAAGGUCUACAGGAUUGUUCCGGAGGGAGCCAAAAAAGGAGCAAAGCAGCUCACUUUGGAAGACACGCAGAUGGCCAUGGGCCACCCCUACCCCAUGACAGCACCUUAUGGCUCUCUGCCAACCCAGCAGGUUCAUAACUACAUGAUGCCACCCCAUGACAGGAGCUGGAGGGAUUAUGCCCCUGACCAGUCACACCCAGAAAUCCCAUAUCAAUGUCCUGUGACGUUUGGCCCGCGCGGCCACCACUGGCAAAGCCCAUCUUGUGAAAAUGGUUGCCAGGUGACAGGAACCUUUUAUGCUUGUGCCCCACCUGAGUCCCAGGCUCCUGGAAUCCCCAUUGAGCCAAGCAUAAGGUCUGCUGAAGCCUUGGCGCUCUCAGACUGCCGGCUGCAUAUCUGCCUGUAUUACCGGGACAUCCUCGUGAAGGAGCUGACCACGUCCAGCCCCGAGGGCUGCCGGAUCUCCCACGGACAUACCUAUGAUGUUAGCAACCUGGACCAGGUCCUGUUCCCCUACCCCGACGACAAUGGGCAGAGGAAGAACAUUGAGAAGUUGCUGAGCCACCUGGAGAGGGGACUGGUCCUCUGGAUGGCCCCAGAUGGGCUUUAUGCCAAAAGACUGUGCCAGAGCAGGAUCUACUGGGAUGGGCCCUUGGCACUGUCCAGUGAUCGGCCCAACAAACUAGAACGAGACCACACUUGCAAGCUCUUUGACACGCAGCAGUUUCUAUCAGAACUUCAAGUGUUUGCUCACCACGGUCGGCCAGCACCGAGAUUCCAGGUGACUCUGUGCUUUGGUGAGGAGUUUCCAGACCCUCAGAGACAGAGGAAGCUUAUCACAGCUCAUGUGGAACCUCUGCUAGCCAGACAACUGUAUUUCUUUGCUCAACAAAACAGUGGACAUUUUCUGAGGGGCUACGAGUUACCUGAACACAUUAGCACUCCAGAUUAUCACCGGUCCCUCCGUCAUUCUUCCAUCCAAGAGUGAGAAGCCAACAGCAGGAAUGAUUUCAUUUAAUUGUAAAUACUCGGACAGGACAGCCAGUUGGAGCUAAGAAGCGGGUUCCCGCUUGAAGACAAAAACAUGGAUUCGUGAGGAGAAACAGCUGUAUCUGCCCAACAGAGGAGCUUGGUUCAGAAAAGUGCUUGUCAUCCAGGUCUUGACAAGUGCCAGUACUUGGGUGACUGUACCCCGGCUUAUAACUGUGAAACUUGACAGUGUCGUGUUUACAUGUACUUAAAUACUGGCUUUAGCCUGGUGUCGAUGGCCUUUCGCUUGAAGACUGAAAACCCGUGGCAGCAUAAAUCCCUGAUAAAAGACAUACAUAUUAUGGGUCCAUUUCUCAGGGAACGGAAGUCUAAACCAGAGACUACUCUGUCCAUCCACAGAGAAGUGCACUCCCCAGUGGAGUAGCUGUAGGUCUCCUGGACCAUGCCCACUGAGUGAAGGGUCUUGGUUCUUAGUCCCAGUCUAGGCUAUCACGUCCUGGUCCUACAGACUCUCUCUGAGUGGACCCUGUAUCCUGUUUGCUCCCUCCUCUAGCCCUUCUCUAAAAGCCAGCUGGUAGACUCUUGUUGCCACACACUUGAGCCAAAAAAGCAUCAGGGACAUAUAAGAUGAAGCAGUUUCGUAGUAUCUCCUCCAAUCUAACAACGACUGCAAACUGCAAAGU
This is a messenger RNA of Rattus rattus (black rat), 2038 nucleotides long. It is a transcript of the gene Irf4, whose product is annotated as interferon regulatory factor 4. The record is from RefSeq and is a predicted model, not a curated record. The transcript is spliced from 8 exons. Gene Ontology annotation, biological process: immune system process; regulation of transcription by RNA polymerase II. Gene Ontology annotation, molecular function: protein binding; DNA-binding transcription factor activity, RNA polymerase II-specific; RNA polymerase II cis-regulatory region sequence-specific DNA binding. Gene Ontology annotation, cellular component: nucleus. Bases 1 to 1353 code for a protein of 450 amino acids. Lineage: Eukaryota; Metazoa; Chordata; Mammalia; Rodentia; Muridae.